AUGGUCACAUUCCCCAAUAUUCUGAGCGAGUCGCGCGACUUUUCGGUUCCGUUUGAUGGUUUGGCCUUUCAUGCAUUAACCGCAAGCAAACGAGACAAUAUAAAGUGCAACCCACAUGCGUGUUGUUAUAAUUUGUCGCAUAUUGUACAGGGAAAACCGUUGAGCCGUCAUGCGUCUCAUCAUUCAAACCGCAAUUAUGGUCAUUUUCUUCUGGCUGAGGCAGUCACUCUCGCAGAGUACGAACCAAGGAGCAAACAAUUAUGUCUGCAUAUGUGA
This is a messenger RNA of Dicrocoelium dendriticum, 276 nucleotides long. The record is from the annotation of a GenBank genome assembly. Lineage: Eukaryota; Metazoa; Platyhelminthes; Trematoda; Plagiorchiida; Dicrocoeliidae.